Eucalyptus grandis is the source of this 4092-nucleotide messenger RNA. Its product is annotated as putative disease resistance RPP13-like protein 1. Gene Ontology annotation, molecular function: ADP binding. NCBI's taxonomy places the organism in Eukaryota, Viridiplantae, Streptophyta, Magnoliopsida, Myrtales, Myrtaceae. The transcript has 2 exons. The coding region runs from base 1 to 4092 and encodes 1363 amino acids. Gene Ontology annotation, biological process: defense response to other organism. The record is from RefSeq and is a predicted model, not a curated record.
AUGGAAGCGACCAUUGGAGAGAUGCUUCUCAGCACCAUCCUCAAGGUGCUUCUCAACCAGUUAGCCUCUGGCGAGCUGCUUAGCCUCAUGCAGCGCGAGGGACUUCCCACCCUGCUGAAUAAAUGGGAGAAGAAGCUCCAGCGAAUAAACUGCGCUCUGGAAGACGCAGAGGAAAAGCAGUUGACUGGUGAUGCUGGAGUCAAGUUGUGGCUUGAGGACCUCCGGAACUUGGCCUACGAUAUCGAGGACUUGCUCCACGACUUCGAUGCUCAAGCCAGGAAAAAGAAGCAGAAGGCGGCGGAUUCCAGGAGGGUGAGCCAGACACUUCUGGUCGUACCGAGCUGCUUCAGUCCCAGAGAGUUCGUGCGUGACCAGAAAAUGAGGUCCAAAAUAGAGGAUAUCGACCAUCGACUGCAGGAGAUUAUCAAGCAGAAAGAUAGCCUAAGCCUGAGAGAGAAGGAGGCCAGCCAGUCCGCAUCCGACCGAGCCCAGCAGCGGCCUAUCACGACGUAUGUCCCAGAGCCUUGUUUUGUAGGUAGGGAGAAGGAAAAGAUGGAGGUCCUUCAAUUGUUGAUUGAAGAAGAAGAAGGCAUCAACAACAUAAAUGCGAUCCCGAAAAUAAUUCCCAUAAUAGGGAUGGGAGGGGUCGGAAAGACCACUCUAGCCCAGCAAGUCUAUCAUGACGCCAGCUAUUUCGAUGUCAAAGCAUGGGCUUGCGUAUCCAAUGACUUCGACGUGGCUGCCAUUACAAGGAGGAUUUUGCAGGAUGUCCCUGGUUUGUCUGGCAAAGGCAACGACCUAGACCGGCCCCAAGAGAAGUUGUGGAAACAUCUGUCUGGGAAGAGAUUCCUUAUCGUUUUGGACGAUGUUUGGACAGAGAAGUACGAAGAGUGGACCAAUCUCCUGAAGACUUUCCAAGCCGGAGCUGAGGGGAGCGUGAUCGUCCUUACAGCUCGUAACCUCCAUGUUGCUUCAAUGGCCGGUGCUCCGGCAUACCAUUUGAAGGAGCUGCCUGAAGAUGCUUGCUUGACUUUACUGGCCUAUCACGCUCUUGGCGCCAAAAAUUUCGACCACCACACCCCUCUUAAAUCAUUCGGUGAGAAAAUAGUGAUGAAGUGCAAAGGCUUGCCGUUGGCUGUGAAGAUGUUGGGCGGACUACUACGUACCCACGUCGAUCCCCACGAGUGGGAAGCUAUAUCCAAAAGCCGAAUUUGGGAUCUACCAGAAGCGAGAAACGAGAUCCUUCCCUCUUUGAAACUCAGUUAUCACCAUCUCCCCCGUCAUCUGAAGAGAUGUUUUGCUUACUGCGCGAUUUUUCCCAAGGAUUACGAAAUAGAAAGGGAUGAGUUGAUCCAUUGGUGGAUGGCGGAGGGCUUGGUACACAGAAGCGAAGGAGAGAACCUCUGGAAGACAGGUCUUAAUUAUUUCAAGGAGUUAGUAUCGAGAUCGUUUUUUCAAGAAUCAAGCAGCAACAGUCUGUGGUUCUCGAUGCAUGAUCUUCUGAAUGACCUCGCAAAGUCAAUUGCUGGCCCGACGCACUUUAGCUCACGGGGGUUUGAGUCAGAGAGCAAUGAGAGUAAUGCAUCUUCAGCUCGUCACGCAUCCUUCAUUUCGAGCUACGGAAUUGCAUCUGAAAGACUUACGGUGUAUCACAGAAUGAAGCGACUAAGAAGCUUCAUCUCAUUGCAACCGCGACCCAGGAAGUUCGCGAUGUUGCAUUUGUCCCAAAGCGUGCUAGGUGACUUGCUGUCGGACUUGAAGUAUUUGAGGGUGUUUUCGUUGAGUCAUUAUUGCAUCAACGCGAUACCGGACUGUGUAGGUAAAUUGCGGCAUCUGCACUAUCUUAAUUUAUCUUACUCUGAGAUUGAAAGGCUUCCUGAAUCCAUCGGUGGGCUGUUCAACCUAGAGGCUUUGAUAUUACGGGGUUGCCCAUACCUUGCUGGAUUGCCUCAAGGUGUUGAGAAGCUGAUUAAUUUACGAUAUCUCGACAUUCGAGAAACCCGGAGCCUACAAACCAUGCCACGGCGUAUAGGUAACUUGGUGAAUCUUGAGAUUUUGUCCAAGUUUAUAGUGGGAACAGAGAACGGGCGGAGGUUAAAGGAGUUAAAACACCUUGAGCAACUUAGAGGGGAACUGUUAAUCUCUGAGUUGCAUAGGGUAAAAGACGCUGGAGAUGCUAAGGAUGCUAAUCUACAUAUGAAGCGUGGAAUUGACCGGUUAAUCAUGAAAUGGAGCGAACCCCUUGUAGAUUCGCGGAACGCAGAGCUUGAAAUGAAGGUCGUUGACUUUCUUCAGCCUCAUAAAGACCUUCAAGAUCUCACAAUCUCCUACUACAGCGGCAUUGAAUUCCCUUUCUGGUUGGGAAAUCCAUCGCGUCUCAACAUGGUCUCUUUGCGCUUGUGUGGCUGUCGUAAUGUCGGAUCAUUACCAUCACUCGGGCUGCUAUCCUCCCUGAAAGAACUGCACAUCGAAGGUCUGGAUGCUGUGUGCUCGGUGGGCUCCGAAUUUUACUCCGAAUUUUACGAAACUAUAGAGCCUUUUCCAUCAUUAACAACUUUGGAGUUCAAGGAUAUGUCAUUCUGGCAGGACUGGACUCAUUUUAAUGGCGCUGAAGAAAUAGAAGUGCCGUUCCCUUGUCUUCAGCAUCUAAUGGUCCGCAAUUGUCCCAUGUUGAAGGGACGAUUGCCCGAAAAAAUAGAUGCCCUUGUGAGGCUUGAUAUCGAUUCAUGUCCGCUUCUGGAUGCCUCACCUGCCGUUAGUGUUUCGUCUCUCCGCGAGCUAUACUUCAGAGGCUGUAACGAGGUGACUUUUAAGAGCUUAGUUAACAUGACUUCUCUCACCACUCUUGCUGUUGAAAAUGUCGAGGGGCUCGCUUGCUUUCCUCUUGGGUACACAAGCUUCUCAACCAAGUUAGAGAAGUUAGAGGUAAGAAGAUGCAAAAACCUGAUACACUUGUGGCAGGACACAGAUUAUGCUCAGAAUCUUGCUUGCCUGAAGAGCCUAGAUGUCACAAGUUGCCCUCAGUUCGUAUCUUUUAUAGCUGGAGAAAGUGAUAAAGAGUUGCCUAGCCGCCUUGAAGCUAUGAAAUUGAGCGAUUGUUCAAACCUAGAGAAGCUUCCAAACAAGAUGCACAAUCUGGGCUCUCUUCAUAGCUUGAUCGUUCUUAACUGUCCAAAACUCCGUUCCUUUCCAGAGACCGGUUUGCCAGCAUCUAUGACAUCAUUGACCGUCGAAAACUGCAAGAAUCUCCAGCAUUUGCCCAUAGGCACUAAGAUUGGCAAUGAGACGUCUCAUCUGAGAGAAUUGAGAAUCUACGGAUGCGAUUUGCUGCCCGCAUCACCAUUCGGCAAGGGCGGGCUACCGGCGACUCUCAAGGAACUUAAGAUUCAUAACUGCAGGGGAGUGAAGUCACUGGCGGAGAUAGUUUCAGACUUGGGCCACCAACACCACGUCCAGUUGCUUGAAGAUGUAAGAAUUUUCUAUUGUGAGCAAUUGGGAAGCUUGCCUCGGAGCCUGCACAAGCUCUCCCACCUCACUCGCUUGACGAUAUUUGGGUGCGCCGCUCUGGAGCUGGAGCACUUCCCUCCACUUCCUGCCAGCGUAUCCGAGUUCAGCCUAUGGAGUUGCCCGAAUGGAGGGUUGCCUCCCAAUAUAGAGACCUUCGAGGUGAGGGUCUGCGUGAACAUGGAGCAGCAUGUGGGAGAGUGGGGCUUGCACACACUGGCGUUGCUCCAAUCUUUAUGGAUCGACGGGAGUGUUGGCGAACUUGGAGAUAUGGUGUGCUUUCCUCCAGAGGGUGACGGCAAUGAUCAUGAUCUCCUCCCUUCCUCUCUCACCUAUCUUAAUCUCUCCGACAUGAGGAACCUAGAGAGUCUAUCAAGUGGCCUCCCUUGCUCUCUCCAGCGCUUAUACACUCGUGGAUGCCAGAAGCUGAGGUGCUUGCCCAUGGCCGGCCUGCCUUCCUCGCUCGAGCAUUUGUCCAUCAGCGACUGCAAACUUCUCGAAGAGCGAUGCUUAAAGCACGCCGGCAACUAUUGGCACCUCAUCAAAGAAAUCCCGACUAUCUACAUAAACAAUGAUCUGAUCUCAUGA